AUGCAUCCCGCCUGUCCCUCCCAACCCCGACCCCCACCCUGCCUGAUCUCUAGUGUGCAUCUGCCACUGCUGGACCGGAGCAUCCCGGACUUCUCCAGCUUCAGCACGGUGGACGAGUGGCUGGACGCCAUCAAGAUGGGCCAAUACAAGGACAACUUUGCCAACUCUGACUUCACCACUUUCGACGUGGUUUCCCAGAUGACGAUGGACGACAUCCUGCGGGUGGGCGUGACGUUAGCGGGCCAUCAGAAAAAGAUACUCAACAGCGUCCAGAUGAUGCGGGCCCAAAUGAACCAGAUCCAGUCAGUGGAGGUCUGACCUUCGCCCGAGCAGAGCAAGGGACUCCUGGGGAAGCCCCCCACCCCCCACCCCGCCGAGGAUGGAGUGUCGGUGUGACCCCCCUCCCACCGCCACCAUCUUCCUCCACACUUUCCCCUCCCUCCCGCCUUCCCCCAACUCUCCGUUACUCCCACCUUCACCAUCCAUCCACAGUUCUGGAAAUCAGAACCGCGGGACCUCCAAAGCGAGUGACCCGGCAACACUUCUUUCUCUUCUUCUUCCACCGCUUUACAUCGAUUGCUUUCGGUUUGUUGUCAUCGUUUUGUAAAGAAUUUUGUAAGGAAAAAAAAAAAAAAAAAAGAUGAACCAGGAAAAGGAGUUUUAUCGACAUUUAAAGACGUUCUAAGGUUGUACGCUAGAAGAGUUCGGAGAGCUACCCUUUAAAAGGGCAACAAAACAAACAAACGAAAAAAAAAAAGAAACCAACGAUCCUGUCAACGGGCCGAGGACGUAGGAACCAUCAAAUGGACCUUUUUUUUUUUCCCCACAAACUGACUUCAGGAAAAUCUCAAGAAAAAAAAAAAAAUCAAUUUUUUUUUCAGUAUGGUGUGAAAUGAUGUGUUGAAGAUUCCCAGCAUAGACAUUAUUUUUACCUCGCGCUUAAGUGGAUUUAUCGAGGACCACUUGACCCCCCCCCACCCCCCAAGUCCCGUCUACCCCUCCUUCCCGGGUCGCAAGGCAUGAUGGGUAAGCUGGCGCAACGUGCGGCGGCGGCCAUCUAUGCUUCGUCCAUCCUCUUUCUUCUUCCACUCGCUACGAUCGACUUUGCAACCGGGUGGACGCAACGUGUUCUAUUUCUACGAUUUGCAAUUUGUGUAUGCAUAUUAUUGAAUUGUUCAGAUUUUAUUUUGAGGUUUUGUUCUGCAAAGAGUUGCCAGACGAAAAAGAAAAAGAAACAAAAAAGACGCUUGGGAUCCAUUGGUGCUUUGAGUUUGAUUAGGAAAAGCUGCACAAUCAUGUAGAUAAACAACCUCCCGUCAAUCCCCCCGGAGAAAAUAUUCUUUGCUUCUAUCUUUUGAGCUGUCAAUUUUUUUUUUUUUUUGUCAGCGUCGUCGUCGUUAGCGUCCGGAAGCGCUGCCGCCUGCCUCUUCCCGGGUCAGCAGUGUCCGGAAUGAAGAUCCAGCCGGGAUCAAACUCUCACAUGCAGUCUGGUUCUUCCCCCACCGGCCUUCUUCCACACCUCACUGAACCC
This is a messenger RNA of Syngnathoides biaculeatus (alligator pipefish), 1531 nucleotides long. RefSeq names its product ephrin type-B receptor 2-like. The record is from RefSeq and is a predicted model, not a curated record. Gene Ontology annotation, cellular component: neuron projection. The coding region runs from base 1 to 318 and encodes 105 amino acids. Gene Ontology annotation, biological process: central nervous system projection neuron axonogenesis; axon guidance. NCBI's taxonomy places the organism in Eukaryota, Metazoa, Chordata, Actinopteri, Syngnathiformes, Syngnathidae. Gene Ontology annotation, molecular function: protein binding; transmembrane-ephrin receptor activity. The transcript has 2 exons.